Molecule: messenger RNA, 1366 nt
Organism: Aplysia californica (California sea hare)
Lineage: Eukaryota; Metazoa; Mollusca; Gastropoda; Aplysiida; Aplysiidae
Product: isatin hydrolase
Exons: 5
Coding region: 112-1023 (303 amino acids)
Molecular function (GO): arylformamidase activity
Source: RefSeq, a predicted model, not a curated record
AAUCUGACCAGAGCAGUUAUCUCCACGUGAUAAGGAAGCCUCUCUCGCCCAGGGUGCUUUUAUUCCUGUAGUCCACUGAACAGAAACUGCAAUCUCUGGUUGGUCUUCAAAAUGGAAAGCGUCUCACAGAUCCUCUCCAAACUCCAGGUCUUCUGCGUCAUCGUUGUUGCGAUUCUCACGCCAGAAGCUGACGGAAAAAUUUACGACCUGUCACAUGUGCACUCAUCAGACUUAUUUUACUUUCCCGGGAGUUUGCCUUACAACCGGACCCAUGUCAUUGCCAGGGAUAUUAAACCUGGGAUGUAUGUGAACGCCGCUGUGAUUACCAGUGGAGAACACGUUGGGACACACAUGGACGCGCCAGCCCACUUUGUUAGAGGUGGGGACCCUUUGGAGAAAGUUUCUGUGGAGAGAACAAUAGCGGACGGGGUGCACAUCAACUGUCGUGCAGAGGCUGCAGCACAUAGAGAUUACAUGGUACCUAUGCAGAAAAUUCUUGACUGGGAAAAGGAAAAUGGGCGUAUCCCGGACGGAGCGGCGGUCCUUUUCAACUUCGGCUGGUCUCUUCGCUUUAACAACAUCACAGACUAUGCAGGCUCAGACCAACUGGACGACCAGUUUACCUUUGUCCAGCCUGCCGUGACCGCUGAAGUUGGACAGUGGCUACUUCGUGAGAGGAAGAUGAAAAUCAUUGGAGUUGACACCUUUUCUCCGGAUCCCUCACUUUUAAACGGAACAGCAGUAACCGAAAUGCCCAACCAUCACAAUAUAUUGGGAGCAGGGAGUUUGAUUGUAGAGAAUAUGAAGAUUCCAGCAGACCUUCCUGCACGUGGCUUUCGAUUCCACGCCACACCAGUCAUGUUCGAGGGCUCCGGUGGUACUCAAGUGCGGGCCUUUGCCAUGACGUACGACCCAAAGUCAUGCCCAGAUGCCGCCAGUGUCCUGUCUCCCCAGCACCCACUCAUCAUGCUUGCUGCUUAUUGUUGCCUUUCUACGCUUUUUCUACGCUUGCUUUCUGGGUGACUCAGCGUAUGCGAAGAAUGAAUGAAUCUCUGAACUGAAAAGGGUUCGGACGCCACAUGACAUAAUCCAGCACUCAAGGAUGAUUUAUAUUUAGAUACCCUAUUAGAUUAGAUGUAUUUGAAUUUCAUCACGUGCGUUGGCUAGAGUUUGGUUGACAAGUACUGAUAUAAAAUAGUCCGAAAAAUAUUUUUAGAAAGUGAACUAUCUUGUAUGAUUAAUCUAUAAUGCCCCACUUUAUGGAAACAAUACUGAAGUGUAAUCAUAGAGGCAUACAGUCUUGUGAAUUUCUGCUAUGGUACUGUCCCGUUUCUCUAUCAUUAUCAAAAUCGUGUUUUCAUUUUUC